Triplophysa dalaica is the source of this 3105-nucleotide messenger RNA. Its product is annotated as early growth response protein 4. The coding region runs from base 333 to 1802 and encodes 489 amino acids. The record is from RefSeq and is a predicted model, not a curated record. Gene Ontology annotation, biological process: regulation of transcription by RNA polymerase II. Lineage: Eukaryota; Metazoa; Chordata; Actinopteri; Cypriniformes; Nemacheilidae. The transcript has 2 exons. Gene Ontology annotation, molecular function: DNA-binding transcription factor activity, RNA polymerase II-specific; RNA polymerase II cis-regulatory region sequence-specific DNA binding.
GAAGAUGACACGCAGCGGGGAAUCCUCUCACUGGAGACAAUGAAUGGGGAGGAGGGCUGAUCGGUUAGACGGAGUGUAUAAAAGGCGAGCGAAGGGAAGCCGUUAGUGUGAGAAUCAACAGAUCUACUUAUCAACAGAUAGCUGGAGAGCUAUAAUACCUUGACGCAUAUCUAAAAAAAGGGAAUUCCAGAUCAUUUACGUUUCUUUUGGACGAGCACCUUUACGGACUUAACUAUCGGAUCCGUUUCUGUUCACACUUGUGUUUGCAUACCACCUUUUUUAAUAACCAGCUUGGACUGACAGCCAUUGGGAAGCAAUCGUUUUACGGGAAAAUGCUAAACAACAUGGAUUUAAACUCUCAAGAUUCUUUCUACUCUCAGUUUGAAAACUGUAACAGUUCUGCUAUCGGCAUGGAAACUCACGGCUCGAAAGACAGCCAGGAUGCCUUCGUGGACUCUGGAAGGACAGCACCUACCCAGUUUGCACACGGUGCACCUAUUACCCCCAAAACAGAGCCCACCAGUACAGACCAGUACAACUCUUGUCACGGUCCUAAACAAAGCUACGCAACCUCCUUGGCUUACUCAGGCAGUUUCUACGUGGAAACAUCUCAAGGAACGCCGUGCAGCACGGAAACAUUGCUCAACAUGAUCACCGAAAUCGUAGGCAUCUCAACAACCCCCGUGUCGGACGCCCGUCAGUGCGCGGACGGUACGAUGAUUGGCACUCCUUCCACUGUGCCCACUGGCAGUAGCAGUUUUGGCGACGAGGCGGUCCAGAGACAGGCCUCCACGUGCUCGAUCGGCAGCGCCACCCCGCCGCUGUAUUCCCCGGGACAGGCAGGCCACAGCUACCCAGACUCCCAGACCACCACGCAGGCCCAGGACUCUGCUGCAUCGCACCUGAACUUUUGCUCUUCCGCGCAGGCUUCGACCCAUGACGCGGAGCCGCUGUCAGAAAGCGCCACGUUCCCUGUGGUGAUAAAAAAUGAAUUCGAGAGCAGCUGUUAUGAGUGGGGAACUUUUAAUAAGUCGGAUAACUACCUGGAUGCUGGCUUUCAGUCAGAGGCAUUCGCAAUGUCCAAUAGUUUUUCAACCGAUCAACAGGUGGACGUGAAAGAGCUUUUGGACUCCUACUCUCCCAUGUGCCCAAACCCAGAGAUUGAAUUCAAAGUGGAAGGCACCCUAAAACAAGAGCAGUGCUUUGGAGAUACUUGCACACAAGGUUUUAACACCACCAUGUUUAACUACUCCGCUCCAGUGAUGGAUAUCCAAUCCAACAGUCUUUUGAAACCCACCGUAUUUCCAAAUAUUGACCUCCAGUCUAGCUGUGACACAACUUACUCGACCUCAACGAUAGACUCAGUCUUGUAUUCAUCUUUAUUACCAGAGUCCUUUAGUCAAACUUACACACGGGCUCAGAAACCUAAUAGAGCGAGAAAGAGCCCUGCCUCAUCCACCGGGCCCGCGAAGGAGAAACCCUUCUCGUGUCCCAUGGAGACCUGCGACCGUCGAUUCUCUCGAUCGGAUGAGCUCAACAGGCACAUCCGCAUCCACACGGGACACAAACCUUUUCAGUGCCGCAUCUGUUUGCGAAGCUUCAGCAGAAGCGACCAUCUGACCACGCACACGCGCACUCACACGGGUGAAAAACCUUUUUCUUGUGAUGUCUGCGGCAAACGCUUUGCCAGGAGCGACGAGAGAAAACGGCACGGCCGCGUGCACCUCAAACAGAAAGAAAAGAUGGAGUUGAAGCCACAAGUUGUUAAUUCAUGGCCGUUUACUUUGCCCGAAGCCAUUUGAACGAGAAUUGCGAUGGGCGUCACGGCCUCUUGCUGUGCGUAAUGUUAAAUCUUACCGUCUUGGAAGAUUCAAGAUUUCUAUUGUUUAAGGUACAGAUUACGACUCCAAAGCUCAACAUAAACGUUGUGGCAAUUGUUGCAAGCGACCCGUACGAGCGUAAAGGUCCACUGAGGUGACAGGUUGCCUAAAAAGGGGGACAAAAAUCAUAAAACGGGACCUCCCACAAUGAACCUUGCUGCAUGUGCAGCAAGUGCGUAAUGUUGUGGAUUUGUAUCGUUUUCCUCGGCCAUUAUCUUUCCCUAUCGGGGAGCGUGUGUUGCAGAACACAUGAACUGAAGUUCAGCACUUUGACCAUGGAACAGCUCCAACCUCGACCUUGCAUUGUAACGCGGUGGUAAAACGCACAGCUGGAAUGUAUUGCACUUAUCUCCACUUUCGAACUUCAAGUGUUUUAUUUCGUGCUUUUUUGGUCUUUUAUAUUCUAACGCCGUCACCUGUAAGACUUCUUUAAAAUGCAUGUAUAUGUUUGAGUGAUAUUAAUAAUCUCUGAUGGAUGCCUUGCUGCAGAUGUCAGAUUUACCUCGUUUUACAACAUGGUGGCAUUAUUGGUUAGUGUGCCAAGGUUUUUACAACGUUUUUCCCCUUUUAUAAAUGUUUCAUUUUGUUGCUAUGCUAUCGAAUGGUAAUUGUGUUGUACAGUUAAAGGUUUCAGUUCUGCUAUUGUCAAAUCUACAUAGCCAAUGGGAAGAAAUAAAUACAUUUAUAUUCCAAUGAUCAUUUGUAUUUUUCUAACAACUGCUACUUUUUACAUUUAAUUUUAGUCAGAGAAAUGAUUUAUAUCUCUAUUUAAAACGUCUCCUGUGUGAAGACACAGGCCACACCAAAAGAUGUCUUGAACUUACAUAAUCAGCAUCUAUUUGAAUGUAUUAUUCAGGUUUUAAUACCCCUGUCUGCCCAAGGUAUCUGCUAUAGGACAUUUCUUUACCAGAUCAUACUUGUGUAUUACUGUUCGAAAUUAUGACCCUAAUUAUGAUUCAUGAAUCAAUUAUCCAGUUCACAUGACUCCUAUAUUUUGUGAUGUAAUGAGGAAAAAAGUAGAAUAGCACUGGAUUUGACAUUGCUGUUAUGUGAUUAGAAAGCAUACACUGCUGCAGAUUUCAAUAGCUCUUUUACAUCUUUGAACAAUUUUGAUAUGCCUUUCAGACUAAAAGCUUUUGUUUUGUAAUAGCUGAAUUAAUCAAACGCAGUAAUAGGGGAAAUGUAGAAAAAAAUUGAACUUGCCUUAAGUUAUAGUAAUUACACU